AUGAAUACUUAUCUGUUUGUUGUGUUUGUAGGCGACGUAAAAUCCUCAAAGUCUGCUUCCAGGUUUAGCGUGAGUGAUCUUCAAGAGUAUGCCUCCUCAAGGUCUCUCAAAGAGGAGCUAACUGCAAGCCCAAGCAUCCUGUUUCCUAAGAGCAUGAGCACAAGGGGCAAGGGUGCCAAAAAGAGAAAGACUGUUGAGCCCACUAAAGGCCUCCCUCUCAUAGAACGUCCGCUUCAGGAAUACGUCUCUGAGAAAUUUGUUGAGGUUCAGAUCCUCCUUGAUCAACAUCUGGCAAAAGCCGAGCAGAAAAACCUGGAUUUCCAGCAGAUGUUCCUUGCCAAAGAUAAAAAGAUCUCUUCCCUUAAAAAAGAGAUAAACCUACUGCAGAAGGAAUUGGUCCUUGCUCAGAUCACAGCCUAGCAAGAGAAGGCAGAAGUCAUGGAUGGGGCUAAGCUUUCCACUACUAUCGCCAUGUUGAAGAUCAAGCUGCAAAUGGCUAAGGAGGCUGAGGAUCCUGCCUUUGACAGUUCUGAAUGGGACCAAGAGGCUUGGAAGCAGAGGCUAGUUGAGCUGGAUGAUGAGGAUGAAUCCGAGGGGGCAGCAGCUGGUGAAGCCAGAGGCAGUGGGUUGAAGGAUCCUGAGGUAGCAACUGGUGGUGAUGGCAAAGGUGAUGGAGACAAGGCGGUAGAGGCAGCGAAGGUGUAAGCUGCAUCAAUGGGCGAUGAUGGAUAUUUCUAGACACGGCCGGAGCCCAUUUUUUAUGGUUUUAGUUUUUGGUUGUUGUGUUUCAAACAAUGAUGGUGUGUAACUAAACAAUAGUAUUUAGGUUUAAGGAUCAUGGAUCCUUGGGACAAUAGGGGGGUAACAAAGGUGGAUGGGUCCUUCUGUUUGCGUAGGAUGAAGCAUUUGAUGCCCCUCAUCUUUUAAUUUCCUGCACUUAUCGAACAUUUAGAACAUGGACACCCUUUGCCUACC
Messenger RNA from Helianthus annuus (common sunflower), 975 nucleotides. RefSeq lists its product as uncharacterized. Bases 1 to 420 code for a protein of 139 amino acids. The record is from RefSeq and is a predicted model, not a curated record. Lineage: Eukaryota; Viridiplantae; Streptophyta; Magnoliopsida; Asterales; Asteraceae. The transcript has 2 exons.